Molecule: messenger RNA, 2349 nt
Organism: Eutrema salsugineum
Lineage: Eukaryota; Viridiplantae; Streptophyta; Magnoliopsida; Brassicales; Brassicaceae
Product: meiosis-specific protein ASY2-like
Exons: 5
Coding region: 1-2349 (782 amino acids)
Source: RefSeq, a predicted model, not a curated record
AUGUCUUCGGGGGGUCAGCGCAUCGAGUCUAGUUUAGAGUCUGGCUCUAGAUCUGAACAGGAAAACUCUGGGAGCCCUAGCUCCUCUCCCAAGGUGUCUUCGAGGUCCGACACCCAAUCGGAUCGAGGAGAAUCUCCGCUGGUUGAAUUAGCGGAUCGGGCUCGUUCUAAUGGAACAUCUCCGCGAGGUGACGCUACGACGGAACUUCAAAUAGUUCCUUUCGAGGUGGACCGACGUGAUGGGGAGGCUUCUGAGCACGUCGAAGAUGAGGUCGACGAAGGGGGUGAGGAAGAAGAUGAGCAAGGUGAGGAAAAAGAUCAAAGUGAGGAAGUCAGACCUCGACGUAAAGGUUCCAAGCGCAAGGGGGCCAUCGGGAAUCGACUAGCCCACAUUCCAUCACAGAUGACGGCUCAACGCCUCGAAGAAUUUCAGCUGCGGUACGGUUUUCGCGGUGAGUUGAUGGCACCGGGACCUGAAGAUCGACCAUGGCAUGCACCGGUGGGUUGGGUCACGCUCUACGAAGCGUGGUUCAGCCUUUGUCAUCUCUGGAUGCCUCUGCCGAGGUUGUUGACGGAUUAUGUCCAUCGUCGAGGCAUUGCGUUCUCGCAAAUCCUUCCGGCGGGAAUUCGGUUCAUGGUCGCGGCCCUGUUAUUUGGGAGCGAGGUCGGGGUCGAUGUGGACUGGCGUUUCUUCGAAGAGAUGACUACGGUUCAGAAAAACAACUCGAUCCCGGGCACAUAUACGAUAAAGGCUAGGAAAGACUGUUCCUUGGUUUAUCCCGUCAACAGGACGCCAAGCUGGGAGGCGUCUUUCUUUUUUGCUAAAGUGGACGAGGCGUUGGUCGUCGAUACGACCAGAAAUUUUAGGAACGAGUGGAGUCAUAGCAUCGACCGAAACGUCCAGCUCGAGGCUUUCCCGGAGGAUUUUCAGGCGAAUAUCCAGAAGAUUAGGGCUGUUGGGAUACAACAUUGGCCUGACAUUCAUCGCCGAAGAGUCGAGGCUGCCAUUUCUCGUAUUACAAACGCUAGUUGGAGAAGAGAAAAUUCUCUAAGGGAAAUAGCGAUUGCGAUGGCUCCAGUUCAAGUCAACGCGCCUAGUCUUGCUGCGAGGCUCAGGGCCAGUCGCAGUAGCGGGGGAAAUAAAAGUCGAGAAUCUCCCGCUCAACCGGGUCGUUCGACCCAAGUGAUGGCACCUCGAGUUAGUGAGGUCGAGGCUCGUCGAGAUAGCGGUCCCGCUGAAGGUCGCGCCCAAUCGGCAGAGCCUGAGGUGGGGGCUCAAGAGGAAGGUCAGCUCGUCGCCGAGGGGCCUGACGAAGCUGCGAGGCGCGCCAGAAAGGAGGCGAAGAAGCAGAGGAGAAGAGAGAAGAAGAAGAAGGAUGAGGUCGAGACCGCCCAGCUCGCCGAGGAGGUGGUUGUAGACGGCGAUCACGAGGAACCGGGAAAGAGGUCGAAGGUUGGCCCCACCGGCGACGGUAAAGCUCCGGAGGUCGAUUGGAGCUUCAAAUUCGAUUAUCCUGAAUCCGGGGUGCCUCUUGUCAAUAAUGCUGACAAAUGCGCCGAGCUCUUCGGACUGAUAAAGGGGUCUACCUCCGAGGUUCCCGCUGCUGAUGACGCGGUCUUUAAAGACAUGGUGGGCUACGCCUUCAAGUUCAUCGCGAGCUGUAACCGCGCGCGUGGUCGAUAUCACCGAACACUUCGAGCUGCUGCUACGAAGCUUCGUAAUGCUCAGUCCGCUGUGCAGAGGGCUGUGGAAGAGCGCGACGCUGCGUCUGCUCAACGAAAGUCGGCUGAGGAGAAAUGGCAGGUCGAAAAAAGAUGCUCCGAGCAAUUGGAAGAAGGUGUGAAGACGCUGACUGACAAGAUCGAAGAGCUGAAAGUGGAAAAUCAGGAUCUGAUCAGCAACCUGCAAACGGUCAAUGAAGCGAAGCUCCAGGCUGAGAAAGUGGUUGCGACCGAAGUGGCUCGCGUCAAGCGUCAUGCCGAGGAGAAGAUAGAAUCCGAGACUACUCGGAUUUGGGUAGAUGCGGAGAACAAGUUCUCGGGUCGCAUAGAUCGAUUGAGGACCUUUAUCGCUGAACAGGAGGCCAUCGUGAAGGUGAAGUUAGAACUUGUUCAGGCUCGAGGUACUCACGAAUGCCUCGAUCUCUUGAAGGACAAAGAGAUGACCGAAGUCGAGUUGCGGGCUGAUCUCGAGGCGACCAUGCGCGACUGCGAGCUGAAACUCGAAGGACUUCGGUUAUCUGAUCUUCAGGAAGGCGACAUGCCCCCGCAAUACCCCGAGACUCUGGACGGUGGUUCAACUCAUGACGAGGCUGAGGAUCAGGAGCAUCACGAGGAUGAAGAGGACUGA